Messenger RNA from Trichogramma pretiosum, 1195 nucleotides. Its product is annotated as ribokinase-like. The transcript has 8 exons. Gene Ontology annotation, molecular function: ribokinase activity. The record is from RefSeq and is a predicted model, not a curated record. Gene Ontology annotation, biological process: D-ribose metabolic process. Bases 219 to 1154 code for a protein of 311 amino acids. NCBI's taxonomy places the organism in Eukaryota, Metazoa, Arthropoda, Insecta, Hymenoptera, Trichogrammatidae.
ACAAUGACAUUCUUGCUUUACUAACAUUUCAAAUUCAUUUUAACCAGAUGUUAUUUUUUGAUUUCUUAUUUUUUAUUUAUUAAAACUAAGGCUGUGAAGAAACUGUAUUAUUAAUUAUCUCAACCGCAUUUUACACAACAAACCAUAGAUAUCAGUUAUAAUAAUUUCGAAAUUAGAAUCAACUAAUUUUCAGUCAUAUUUUGAAGGAAACAACAAAAAUGACUGAAUUGACUGAAAAGAUUGUUGUUGUUGGAUCAUGUAUGAUAGAUUUUAUAACAUAUUCCUCUCGUUUACCUAAACCUGGAGAAACUUUGGAAGGUAGUAAAUUUGAACAAGGUUUUGGUGGAAAAGGUGCAAAUCAAUGUGUUACAGCUGCUAGACUUGGUGCCUCAACUCUAUUUGUCACAGCAUUGGGAUCUGAUGCAUUGGGUCAUGAUUAUAUGAAAAAGUUAAAAGACGAAAAUGUUUCAACUGAUGAAGUUUUAAUUAAAGAUAAAAUCCACACUGGAGUGGCUCAAAUUGCUGUUGCAGAAACUGGGGAGAAUUCUAUUGUUAUAAUUAAAGGUGCUAAUGGAUUGUUAUCAAAAAAUGAUGUAAUAAAUGCAAAAGAAAAAAUUCAAGCUGCAUCAGUACUUAUUUGUCAGUUAGAAAUUCCAAUGGAAACAACAUUAGAAGCUUUAAGACUGUACAAUGGACAUGGAAUAUCUAUAAUGAAUGCAGCACCUGCGCCAACAGAUAUCGAUUUUGAAAUUUUUAAAUUGUGUGAUAUAUUUUGUGUUAAUGAAAUAGAGGCAGAAGCUAUCACUGGAAUAAAAAAUGUUUCGCUAAUUAAUGGCCAAUUAGUUGCAGAUUCUUUUUUAGCUUUAGGUUGUGAUGUAAUAAUUAUAACUUUAGGUGCUCAAGGAGUUAUACAUGCUUCCCAAAAUGAUAAAAGAGUUGUGCAUGCCCCAGUAGAACCAGUCAAAGCAGUCGACACAACUGGGGCUGGUGAUGCAUUUAUUGGUGCUCUAGCGUAUUACCUAGCCUAUCAUAAAAAUCUUUCAUUGAAUGAUUGUAUUGUUAGGGCUAACAAGAUUGCUGGAUAUAGUGUAAUGAAAACUGGUACACAAAGUAGUUUUCCAUAUAAGAAAGAUUUGCCUUCAGAACUUUUUUGAAAAAAAUUUUCAUCAUCAAAGAUUAUAUAAUAAUAAUAAAA